Ipomoea nil (Japanese morning glory) is the source of this 1843-nucleotide messenger RNA. Its product is annotated as polygalacturonase QRT3. Bases 174 to 1631 code for a protein of 485 amino acids. NCBI's taxonomy places the organism in Eukaryota, Viridiplantae, Streptophyta, Magnoliopsida, Solanales, Convolvulaceae. The record is from RefSeq and is a predicted model, not a curated record. Gene Ontology annotation, molecular function: polygalacturonase activity. The transcript is spliced from 3 exons.
CUUAUUAAAACCAAUCUGUCAUUUUCUUCCCUUCUCUCUCCAUCGCCAUAACUAUCUCCUGGGCUUCCACGAUAACUCAUUUAAGGUUGCUUAGCUUUAAUUUGCUUUUCCCCAGAGAACAACUUUGUCAUUAUAUUCCCAGAUAUAUAGUUUAACUUCUUGAGAGAGCUGAAAUGGGAACACUAAGACUGCGUUUGGCUCUGGGGUUUGCCAUAGUUUUAUGCAGUUUCUUCUUCAUGUUCCAUGUUCAUGGACAAGAUCACCAUGAUCAGAUUAGAAAAAUUCAGAAUUUUCGUGAUUCUCUUGUCCAAACAGGCCCCAUCCCUCCUUCUACCAGCCCAGAUUCUCCAUUGCCAAGACCUACACAAGCUCCAACUCCAUCUGUCGUUGGAUCUUCUCAACCAAGUGUGUAUCAGGUGACAUCGUACGGUGCAGAUCCGACCGGAAAAGAGGAUAGUACUGAGGCGGUGAUGAAUGCGAUUACAGACGCUCUUAAUGGCCCCAGUGAUGGGUUCUUGUUUUCCGGCAUUCAGAAUCUCGGCGGCGCACGAGUUGAUCUUGAAGGUGGGACUUACGUCAUUUCCCGGCCGCUGCAGUUUCCGGUGGCCGGCCGCGGCAAUCUCAUGAUUCAUGGUGGAACAUUAAAGGCGUCGGACAUUUUCCCGGGGGACAAAUAUAUCAUCGAUUUAACGGCGGCCUCCGGCGGCGGUCCGGCGUAUAGUUUUGAGUUUAUAACCUUCAGAGACCUAUUGUUGAACUCUAAUUUCAGGGGAGGAGGGAUUCAUGUAGAGAACUCACUAAGAAUCAGCAUCGAUAAUUGUUACAUUACCCAUUUCACCACAAAUGGCAUUUUGGUCAAAAGCGGCCACGAAACCUACAUCAGAAACACCUUCCUCGGCCAGCACAUCACCGCCGGCGGCGAUCCCGGCGAGCGGAGUUUCUCCGGCACGGCCAUAAAUUUAAUGGGGAACGAUAACGCCCUCACGGACGUGGUGAUCUUCUCGGCCCAAAUCGGGGUCAUGAUUUCCGGCCAAGCUAACCUCCUCUCCGGCGUGCAUUGCUACAACAAAGCCACCGGGUUCGGCGGCACCGGAAUCUACGUAAAACUCCCCGGCAAAACUCAGACGAGGAUCGUGAAUUCUUACAUGGAUUACACCGGAAUCGUCGCCGAGGAUCCCGUCCAAUUCCACAUCUCCAACACCUUUUUCCUCGGCGACGCCUCCGUCGUACUAAAAUCCGUGAACGGGAUCAUCGGCGGCGUCAACAUCGUCGACAACAUGUUUUCCGGCUCCGGCAAGGGGAUCGACAUCGUGAAAUUGGACCAGAAAAACAAGGCGUUCACGGCGAUUGAUGACGUCGUCGUGGAUAGAAACAACGUACGAGGGAUGAAGCUCAGAUCCACCGUUGGUCGAGGGAGCGUUCAAGGAAACGGAACGAAAUGGACCAUCGAUCUUAGCCCGGUUCUUCUCUUCCCUAAUUUUGUUAACCACGUUCAGUACAGUUUUAGUUCGAGUGGAAACUCGUUUCCCAAACACGCGCUGAGAAGCACGUCGGACAACCGAGUUGUGAUUGAGUCCGACGUGGAAGUGGCGGCGGAGGUUUACGUCACGGUUGAUCAGAGCAAGUCUUGAUCUAAGAUUCUAAAGUGACGCUUAAGUUUUAGUGUAAGGCAAAAUUGUGUAUAACUUCAAAGUAUACAUUCUUUGGAAAGACAAGAAAAUGUUUAAAGAGUUCUUUGGAACCUUUAUUUCCAAUCAAGAAGUGUACUCCAAAUUCCAAAGUGUAAAUUUGGAAACGGUUACAUACCGUUCUAAUAAAAUAUUUUAUGGAGGGUUGGUAGUUA